Messenger RNA from Abrus precatorius (Indian licorice), 1103 nucleotides. Its product is annotated as expansin-A1-like. The coding region runs from base 2 to 748 and encodes 248 amino acids. NCBI's taxonomy places the organism in Eukaryota, Viridiplantae, Streptophyta, Magnoliopsida, Fabales, Fabaceae. The transcript has 3 exons. The record is from RefSeq and is a predicted model, not a curated record. Gene Ontology annotation, cellular component: extracellular region. Gene Ontology annotation, biological process: plant-type cell wall organization.
CAUGGCAUUUCUGGCUCUUCUCUUUGUGGGGUUUCUCUCUGUGGGAUCGGGUGUUUAUGGGGACAGUGAUGGUUGGAUGGAUGCUCAUGCAACAUUCUAUGGAGGGGGUGAUGCCUCUGGCACGAUGGGUGGAGCUUGUGGAUACGGAAACCUGUAUAGCCAGGGGUAUGGGACUAACACUGCUGCUUUGAGCACAGCCUUGUUCAACAAUGGUUUGAGCUGUGGAGCUUGUUUUGAGAUAAAGUGUGUGAAUGACCAAAGAUGGUGCCUUCAGGGCUCAAUUGUGGUCACUGCCACCAAUUUCUGUCCACCAAACAAUGCCCUCCCAAAUGAUGCAGGUGGCUGGUGCAACCCUCCCCUUCAACAUUUUGAUCUUUCUCAGCCUGUCUUCCAACAAAUUGCUCAGUACCAAGCUGGCAUAGUGCCUAUAGCUUACCGAAGGGUGGCAUGCCAAAAGAGAGGAGGCAUCAAGUUCACCAUCAAUGGUCAUUCUUAUUUCAACCUAGUCUUAAUCACCAACGUUGGUGGUGCUGGUGAUGUUCAAGCGGUUUCCAUCAAAGGUUCUAGAACUGACUGGCAACCAAUGUCUAGAAACUGGGGUCAGAAUUGGCAAAGCAAUGCUUACCUCAAUGGACAAAGCCUCUCCUUUAAGGUUAUCACUAGUGAUGGCCGCACCUUGGUCUCUGAUAACAUUGUCCCUAAUAACUGGUCCUUUGGCCAGACCUUUACAGGGCAACAAUUCCCUUAAGAGACUAAGAAGAACAUAAACACUUUUCAGUAAGUUACUAAAAGUGUUUGCACUUCAAGUAAUUGUGUCAUUUAAUUAUGGUUAGGAGUAUUAUUAUAAUACCAAAGUGAGUAUAAUAAAAAAAUAACAUAUCAUAGAAUUGAGUCAUUGGGGGCAAAGUAGAUGGGCAUAUUUUAAGAUGGCCCUAGUCAUUUAAAAUUGUAUUGCAAAGAACUAUGUUCUGCUCUUUGUGGAAAAGGCAGGGUAAGUUUAGGUGGAAGUGGUGUUAAUUAAUCACCCGCCAUUUUUUGUUUAUCAUAAGUUAGUUCAACUUUUUAUGUUGUCUUGAAAGUACCUAUAUUCUAGCUUAGCUAAA